Rotaria sordida is the source of this 297-nucleotide messenger RNA. NCBI's taxonomy places the organism in Eukaryota, Metazoa, Rotifera, Eurotatoria, Philodinida, Philodinidae. The record is from the annotation of a GenBank genome assembly.
AUGACGAAAUAUUUUCAUUUAGGUUUACCAAUAUUUCGAGAACCAGAAAAAUCAUUAUGGUCACCUCAAAAGCUGCAACGUGCUGUCAUUGUGAUUGUGGCUGCCUUUGCUGUCGUUGCUCUUGUGCUCUAUUUUUAUUUCUAUCGUAUCCUAUGGCCUCUCGUUGUUUAUCUUUAUUUUGGUUUUGCUGGUGUUGCUAUUGUUGCCUCCAUUUUUCUUUUUUAUGCUGCUGUUAUUUAUCCUCUUCUUGCUACUCUUUAUUAUCGUACUACUUAUAUACUUCGUGCUAUCCUUUGA